Suricata suricatta (meerkat) is the source of this 3604-nucleotide messenger RNA. RefSeq names its product chromosome 9 C15orf62 homolog (gene C9H15orf62). The record is from RefSeq and is a predicted model, not a curated record. Lineage: Eukaryota; Metazoa; Chordata; Mammalia; Carnivora; Herpestidae. The transcript is spliced from 3 exons. Bases 2576 to 3103 code for a protein of 175 amino acids.
AACCAGGGCCCUGCUUGGGCAAGCCAGCACCUUACAUCCACACAUGCAAUAGAGGUAGACUUGUAAAAACAAAAAACAAGACCAAACUUUAUUGGUGGCGGUGAAGACGAGGGCGGGGCAGUGGGCUGGAGGCAGGAGGCUACGUGGGCUGCCCUACCUCGUCCUCCUGCUGCAUCUGGGUGAUCAGCUGUUGCCGCUCAGCAGCCUGGCGCAUGCGCAUCAUGACAAGGCUCUCAUAGUCCCUCUCGGACAGCACUGAGCCCUGGUGGACAGAGGGGGAUGAGAGACGGUCAGGGCAGCAGGGCACAGCCCCACAGAAUCCAGACUUGGAGGACUGGGCCUAUGCAGAGCUAGUCUUGAGGCAAGGAGUGAGGAUGCCUGGGACUUCUCAGCUGCUCCCCUCUAAGCCAUUGCAAGCAGCUGUCUGUCACCCCACUCCCGGCAGGCCUUCCAUCAACAGUCAGCCCGGCUUCAGCUUCUGGGGCUGAAUCAGUUCAUGCUCCAGCCAGGCCCUGUCUCCCUCCAUUUCCUCCCCACCCUUCAUCUGAGACUCCUUUCCUCCACCCGUGACUCCUGCUUCUCACAGGUCUGCAAGUGAAGGGGUCGUCUGAAGUGCUGAAAUCCACUCCGCCUUGCCAGGCGGAGGCGAGAGCACUGCCCCCUCCCGGCAGCCCACCUCCCUCUGGUCUGGCUCCUGUGGGACCCACCAGAAGGCAGCCCUACCCUAGACCUAACCUCUGUCAGCCUGCCCUAGAAGGAGAGAGAAACAAGCAUGAGGCCGUUUGCCUCUUAAAAAUACACACCCGGGUUGCCGGAGGGCAGGGCCCGUGCCUUUUUCUUUUAUGAUCUUGCCAGCACAGUGCGGGGGAUUAAAGAGUGCUAUAUAUUAAUAAUCAAAAGAAUAAUAAACAAGCAACUCAAUGGGCCGAGGCUGUGGGGUGGAGAGGCAGCUCUAAGAGACUUGAUCUACCAAGCCCACACCCUGAUAGUCUGCAGUGGGCAUUAAAUCACUUCUGUCAGUACAGCUGGAGUGGUGAGAAGCGUGGAGGCCCCCCAGCUGGGCCAGAAGUGAGCCAGGCCAGGGGGUGCAAGAGUUCUUUGGUAUAUCAUGCAGGUGUGCGCUCAUGGAAUUAUCCAGGGGGAAGUUCAGUGGUCAGUGAUCUGGUGGAUAAGAAGGGAGUGGCUGGGAUUAAGAUGCCAGACCUGGGCCAACUGGUUUGAAGAAAAGGGUGUACAGAACCGGAAGUGUUACUCAGCCCGGAUCCCCCUCUUCUCGGACUAGCGGCAGCCUUCCGGCUUCCAGCCGCAGCAGCUUCCAGGACAGCUGUCCUCACAGCCUGGCCCACACACCUAAGGUUGGCCCAGGGUACUGAUGACAAUUCAGGCAGGCCUCUGGGGCCGAGCCCUUUCCCCAGAGGAGGGACCUCAAAUAAGGCCCAAGAGGCCUGAGGGGAAGGCCUGGAGCACAGUGGGAGAGGAGACUGCAGGACCCUGGCCCUCAACUGCUCUCUCUGGCCCUGAGGCUAUCGGAAUAAAUGGAGGAAGAUGAGGAACUCUCAGACUGGAGGUCAGGCCCAGGGGAGGGCAAUUUCCCCCUCCCCAAGGUAAUGCUCUGCUGAGAAAACUGAAGUCACCCUGGCAUGCUCUGGGCCCAGCCCUGGGAGGAGGCAGCCCUUUAUACGCAAGGGGCUGCUUCCUGUGAACACACCCUCUGCCGCACCCCCCAACCCCAUACCUGCAGGCUUGGCUAAUAAGGGCCUGUCAUCAGGCUGCAGGACUGAGUCACCCUCACCAGUGACAGGUCUCUCUUCCUUCCCCAACAACUGUUCCACAUGCCUGCCUUUCAGUGAACUCCCACCCUCCCUGAGCUCCUCCCUCCCAGACACACGGAGGGGCAGCUGUGGAGCCAGGCCCACCAGCUAGGCCCCAGGGCAGUGGGACUGGAGGGAAAAAGGAAACAAUGUGGUGACACACCAAGCAGGGCUGCCCCCCAAAAGUCCCCAGGGAAGCCUAAACUCCCCAGUGCCCCGGGGUGUUGGCCUCAACCGGCCUAAUCCCUGCCUGCGGAUGCUGCAAUUACCUAAGAGCUUGAAACCCAGCUUCCCACCUGACUGAGUCACCUGAAAACAAUAACACGUCCCCACUGCCACACACUGGCACAAACAGCCAAGCCACUAAUCAGAGUCCGGGAGCCGCGGCAGAAAGGCCUGGCCCUGCGCUGCCGAGAGCCAGGCACAGGGGCCAGGGACGGAAGGUGACCGCAGACCCACCAGGAGCUGGGUGCUGGGGAAGCAGCACAGGCUACUCAGCAUGAAGAUCCACCUCUGACACCACAGGCGCUGCCCUCACUCCAGCUCCAGGACUCCUACCUCUCUGCUCUCCUGGACAAAAGUGCCCUCUUCCCAGGACCCCUUCCCACCAUCUAAGAUGCUGGCCAAAGGUCUGUGCUUCUAGCCCACUAGGGCUGUUUCCCUGAUUCUUGCCGUUCGCUCCGGGAGGGACCUCAUGGUCCCUGGCAACUCUUGAACUGGGCUGCUGAGGUACAGAGCUUGUCUGCUGGCUCCGGUGGGUGUCCAUGGAGACCUGGCGGAAAGGCUCCUUCCGAAACGCUUCCUUCUUCAAGCGGCUGAGCCUGGGGCGGCCAAGGCGACUCAGGCGACAGGGCAGCGUGCUCAGCCAGGCCAGCACGGCUGGCGGGGAUCACGAGGAGUACAGCAACCGAGAGGUCAUCCGGGAGCUGCGAGGGAGGCCAGAUGGCCGGCGCCUGCCUCUGUGGGGGGACGAGCAGCCCCGGGCCACCCUGCUGGCCCCACCCAAGCCUCCUCGCCUCUACCGAGAGAGCUCCAGCUGCCCCAACAUCCUGGAGCCCCCACCUGCCUACACUGCUGCCUACGCCGCUACCCUGCCCUCGGCGCUCUCCCUGGCAGGCACCCUCCACCACUGCUCUGAAGAGGACCUUUUGGACACUCCCCCCUUCCAGAGGACACCUGACCCAGACCUCAGUGAUCCCUUCUUCUCCUUCAAAGUGGACCUGGGAAUUUCACUUCUUGAGGAAGUUCUACAGAUGCUGAGGGAGCAAUUUCCCAAUGAGCCUAACUUCUGAAUGGAGUGCGUGGAAGGCAGAUGUGAGGUAACUGGAAGACCUGGAAGCCUGGAGACCCAGGGAAGGAGGGUACAGUUGCAGAUUAAGAAAAAGGACUGGAUCCGAGGAUGGACACGAAGCUCGUGGCUGUUACCAUGAAGAGGCUCAGCUGGUCUCCAGAACCAUCCACAGGAUUGGGGAUCUCUGUGUUGCCCGAGCAACCUGAUGAUGGGGACCCAACAUGUAGGGCUGAGCCCACCGGGUCAAGACCGUAGGCUCUGCUACUGCCAUGCCUUGCGGCCUGGCCAGAAGACUUGAUGCCAGAGCCCAAAUUGGCUGGGCCACAUGUUUUUGAGACUCUAGGCCUUUUCAAGCAUGGCAGAGGGAGAGAGGAAGCUUCGACGCACACUGUCUCCAUACCCAAACCCCCGGCCCUUCUCUCCCCUCCUCUGUAUGGACAUGCUGAGCUGAAAGGCUCCCCUCCGGAUGCAAGAGAUAAUGAAUAAAGUUCUUUAUAACAUG